This is a messenger RNA of Cuculus canorus (common cuckoo), 1897 nucleotides long. It is a transcript of the gene CHTOP, whose product is annotated as chromatin target of PRMT1. Lineage: Eukaryota; Metazoa; Chordata; Aves; Cuculiformes; Cuculidae. The coding region runs from base 226 to 972 and encodes 248 amino acids. The transcript has 6 exons. The record is from RefSeq and is a predicted model, not a curated record.
GUCCCUUGCGUCGCCACCGCCAUUUUGAUCAGCGCGGGAGGUGAGGGGGAGAGAGGGUGCUUCUGUCGUGCAGCCGCCAUUUUGUCGCUGGGUGGUUUGAGCGCGGACGGAGCGGGCGGAGGGCGCCGGAAUCAGCCCGACACCCCGCGGUCAGCCGCCAGCCAGCUCCAACGACCCCCAACUGAGAUCUGGCGACCCGUUUGCUUUGAUUCUCUUGAUCUGAAGAUGGCUGCACAGUCAGCACCGAAGGUUGUACUAAAGAGCACCACCAAGAUGUCUCUGAACGAGCGCUUUACUAACAUGCUGAAGAACAAACAGCCGAUGCCAGUGAAUAUUCGGGCUACCAUGCAGCAGCAGCAGCAGCUGGCCAGUGCCAGAAACAGAAGACUGGCCCAGCAGAUGGAGAACAGACCUUCUGUCCAGGCUGCUUUGAAGCUCAAACAGAAGAGCUUAAAACAACGUCUCGGUAAAAGUAACAUCCAGGCGCGACUAGGCCGGCCAGCAGGAGCUCUUGCCCGCGGAGCCAUGGGAGGAAGAGGGCUGUCCAUGGGGCAGAGGGGCUUGCCCCGGGGAGCUAUGCGCGGUGGCCGGGGAGCCAGAGCUCUGCUUCGAGGAGGAGUCCCGCUCCGAGGUCAGAGCCUGCUCCGUGGAGGACGAGGAAUGUCCCCUAGGAUAAGCCUGAGAAGAGGUGGCAUUAGAGGUCGCGGUGGCCCUGGAAGAGGUGGUCUAGGCAGGGGUGCCAUGGGCCGUGGAGGACUUGGUGGCCGAGGUCGCGGCAUGGUGGGCCGGGGACGAGGGGGCUUCAGAGGUCGCGGCCGAGGGCGAGGGCGAGGAAGAGGAUCGGCACGUCCCGCGCUGACCAAGGAGCAGCUGGACAACCAGUUAGAUGCUUACAUGUCCAAAACGAAAGGACACCUGGAUGCGGAGCUGGAUGCUUAUAUGGCUCAGACGGACCCAGAGAGCAAUGACUGAGGCUGCUCCAGAGACUGGCGUCGCAGUCGAGAUGUGACGUCUGCCUGCACGCUAACAUGGAAACCCUGAUCCGUGCUGGAAGGACCCAUGGGAAUAGGGAGCGGCCCUGUUCUACCGAGAGAUCAGACCUAGUGUGUUCCCUUAAAGUUUUGAUACUUUGUUGUAUGAACCCUCUUUUUGGAUUGUUUUUUAUAUCGGGUUUUUUUUUUUCCCCUUCCCUAAUAUUCCACUGGGAUUGCAAGUUAACCCACUGCCCCUGCCCGCACAGCGCAGCACAGAGUGUUAGGCCGAGCGCUCGUCAGUGCUGGGAUCAUGUGUCCAUGUGCCUCUCCAGCUCUGCGCUUGCAUUUUGGCAUCGGCCCUGUCCCUGCGAGUGGCCAAAUGCUGAGUUGGAUCCCAUUGGAAACAAAAAGCCUCCCAGCAGAGCGAGCGGUCAGGCUGAGUUUAGGUGUUAGCGCUCCUCCAGCCACACCAACCAAAUCUCCCUCUGCGCUGUAUAACGAGCAUCCCAUUCCCACCUGGCAUAGGGUGCUUCCCGGGUUGGAAUCUUUCUUGGUUUUACCUUUUGGUUUUAGAUCAGUUUCGUGUUUCCGUUGCAUUGCAUUUUACCAGAUGCCACCGGCAGUUUUGGUAUUGCCAAGACAAACUAGUGUUGGUGUCAAGGAAUGGGAAGUGGGAACAUCAAACCACAGCCAUGACGACAGAACUCUCUUCAGCCAUGGGAUCCAAGGUCUAUCCGGCCCCUUCUGCUGUAUCCAGAUGGCAUCUGACAGCAUGUACGUCGCCGGAUGGUUUCAGGAAGGGGUUUUGUUCCCUCCACCUCCCUCCUCUUGAGUUUCAGUUCGGCCAUUUUGUGAGCUGUUCCGAUUUCCAUAGAAUCUUGUGUUUCUGGCUUGUUGUAACAGAGAAACAAUGAUAAAAGCAA